Molecule: messenger RNA, 1005 nt
Organism: Eriocheir sinensis (Chinese mitten crab)
Lineage: Eukaryota; Metazoa; Arthropoda; Malacostraca; Decapoda; Varunidae
Product: phostensin-like
Exons: 1
Coding region: 1-1005 (334 amino acids)
Source: RefSeq, a predicted model, not a curated record
AUGUUUGUUACUCGUGAGCCUUCUACCGAGUAUUGGUUUCAGCUGGGUGAGCGCCUUGAGCUGACGGGGCAAGACCUCGUCGCGUGGGUUCGCGAGGAACUGCUGCGGGAGGCCUACUUCGAGGAGUUGGAGAGGAAAGACCGCGAGGCUGAGCUCUCCCACGAGCGCGAGAUGCAAGAGGCUCAGCGCGCCCACGAGAGGGCCAUGAAGGAGUCUGGAAGGCUCCAACGCCUCGCCCUCGCACGUCUCGCCUGCCCCUGGUUCGACACCAGCGACCUGGACACGCAGGUAGCCGAGCCCCAGCCCUCCCCUGAGGCUGUCAGCACUGUGCCGUGCGACCCUGCUCGGCAGGCAGUAGCUGGGGAGGACCACGACCGAGGAGAGUGCCUGAAGGAGGAGGCUUUGCCUCUCUCCCCGGCGCUCCUGACGGUGCAAGAGUGCACGGCGGUCUCACUGGACGACGCAGACGCGCAGCCGUCUUGCGUCCCGAGUACUGCUGCCGGCACUGGAGCAGGGGAAAAGAGGGAGGUUGAGCCCUCGGCGCUGCUGACGGUGCCGCAGGAGGAGGCGCUGGAGCUGAAGGUUAGUGACGCGGGGCAGCUGGCCACCGCCUCUCCCUCGCCCACCUCGGUUCCCACUGCCUGGCGCAAGAAGCCUCCUGACGUCAAGGCUUCGCUGGGUUCCGCCUCAGCACCUGACGCGGGGCAGCUGGCCACCACCUCUCCCUCACCCGCCUCGGCACCCUCGCGCAAGAAGCCUCCUGACAUCGAUGUCAAGGCUUCGCUGGGUUGCGCCGCAGCCCCUCCCGGAAGACAAGGUCACCUCACCGUCAAACUGUCUCGCCUUCGCCUUGGACUAGGUAAGCGUGACUGUUCAGUGUUGUGUGAGGGUUCCGGGCGACGCCGCCGCAGAAGGAGGCGUGUCACCCGAGGGUUUAGAGGUCGCGCCCUUGGAAAGCCCACCCUCCGAGUUCCUUCUGGCGUGCAGCCAGACCUGCAAGUGUAG